AUGGUCGAUGUUGAGAGUCAGUACCGGCCGCCUUCGCCCCUGGAGGACUCCAUGCUGGGCAACAGCCCGCUGUACGCCGAUGACAACUUCAUCGGCGGCAUGGAGGAGCUCCAGGACAUCUCGCAGUCCAUGGACAGAAGUACCCUCAGCUCUUAUGAUGCCCCCGAGUACCAAUCGUCCAGCAACGGCUCGGAAGGCUCCACUGUCUUUGAUGCCCUGACGCCGGCGUCCAGCCCGUCGUCUUCGGUGGCUAACGGGUUGGCGGCGAGCCAGGAGGACUUCUCGCCUUCGUCCUCCUCGUCCUCGCUCAGCCUAGAGUGUCGAGUGUGCGCCGACCGGGCCUCAGGCUACCACUACGGCGUCCACGCCUGCGAGGGCUGCAAGGGGUUUUUUCGGCGGACCAUCCGUCUCAAGCUGGAUUACGACAAAUGCGAACGCCGCUGCAAGAUCCAAAAGAAGAACCGCAACAAGUGCCAAUACUGCCGCUUCCAGAAGUGCCUGUCGGUGGGCAUGUCCCACAACGCCAUUCGUUUUGGCCGGAUGCCACAGUCGGAGAAGCUGAAGCUGAAAGCUGAGAUGGUGACGGCGGACCGCGAGGUGGAGGACCCCCAGAUGGCCGACCAGAAAACGCUAGCUCGGCAGAUUUACGAGGCCUAUCUCAAGAACUUCAACAUGAACAAGGUCAAAGCUCGGACCAUCCUCACGGGGAAGACCAGCACCCCGCCUUUGGUCAUCCAUGACAUGGACACGCUGCAGCUGGCAGAGCAGACCCUGGUAGCCAAGAUGGUGGGCUCCGCGGAGGUCCUGAAGGACCGCGAGGCCGAAGUACGCCUCUUCCACUGCUGCCAGUGCACCUCAGUGGAAACGGUCACCGAGUUGACGGAAUUCGCCAAGUCGGUCCCCGGUUUCUCCGACCUGGACCUCAACGACCAGGUGACACUGUUGAAGUACGGCGUCUACGAGGCCCUCUUCGCCAUGCUGGCCUCGUGCAUGAACAAAGACGGGCUGCUGGUGGCGUACGGCUCGGGCUUCAUCACGCGCGAAUUCCUCAAGAGCCUGCGGCGGCCUUUCAGCGACAUGAUGGAGCCUAAGUUCCAGUUUGCCACCAAGUUUAACGCCCUGGAGUUGGAUGAUAGCGACCUGGCGCUCUUUGUGGCCACCAUCAUCUGUUGUGGAGACCGGCCGGGCCUGGUGAACGUGAGCCACAUUGAGCGGAUGCAGGAGAGCAUCGUGCAAGUGCUACAGCUCCACCUGCUGGCCAACCACCCAGACGACUUGUUCCUUUUCCCCAAGCUUCUGCAGAAACUGGCCGACUUGCGGCAGCUGGUCACCGAACACGCUCACCUGGUGCAGGAGAUCAAGAAGACAGAGGACACGUCGUUACACCCGCUCCUGCAAGAGAUCUACAGAGACAUGUAUUGAGCGUUCUGUCGUUUUCUUCGGGUCGGACCCCCGGCACUCUCUUUCCGAGCGCUAGCUAAUAAUGAGCCUCGUUUCCACCAAGCGGUGCGCUUUUAGUUUGGUACACUGACGUGGAAGUUGCACUCCCUGGGUUGGUUCCAUCAGGCCGAUCUUGAACCCCUUUUGAGCCUUCAGGGCCACCGUACUCCAAUGCAUAAAAAGCGAGCUUCAGUCUUCGGACAGAACGUAUGACGAAUACGGACUCAAAACAGCCAAGCUGCUUUUGCUGAGAUCCUGAUUUUUUUUUUUUCCCAAGUUGACUUUUUUUUUAAACAUUUUCAUUUGACUUUUUAGGGUUCCUGUACGUAGCCUUGCUCAACAGUCAAACAAAAGAGGAAGAAGACAAACGUCACAUGCCAAGAAGAACAAACAACAAAUAUGUGUUGUCAGUUGUUUACAUUGCGCCCUUCCUCUUGAGUUGACUGGUGGGCUCGCAUUGAUGAUGUCAUUCUUCAAACCAGGAACUAGCUACCGUUCUAAACGGUUAGCGUCGUAACGUAUAGAGCUGAACUGCACUCCUUGGUGGUAACGUGGCUUUUGAGGCCUGCGAUCAACAAGAGGUUGACUCUGCUGCACUCCACCAUGGCAGAUUUUUUUUUUUUUUAAAAGACAUUUUGGGGUCAGCCUUUGUGGCAUCCCCGCUCUCUGAAACACCCGAAAAUGAGGAAGAGUGAACUAUCACUCCAACAGAAUGUAGAUUUAAAAUAUAUACAUAUAUAUAUAAAGAGUGAUCUAAAGCCAUAAAAUUUUUGCAGUCAAGUGGAAUCCGUGAUGGCGGCCACGAUACGUCUUGUUCUCAUGUACUCAUGUCAUAUUUCCCGUCUUAGUGGUUGUAUAGUGGGUAUAAAAAGUCUGCACACCCCUGUUAAAAUGCCAGUUUUUUUUAUUUAAAACAAAAAACAGACCAUGAAAAAUAAUUUCAAAACUAUUGUGACCUUAAGUUCUUUGGGAGAAAAGGAAGUAAUAUUGGAAAUCAUGUGUUUGCAUAAGUGUACACACCCACUUGAAAUUGGGUUGUAGCGUUCGGCUGUUCUUGAAUCACAAAAAUUCAGCAUUUGAAGCGGGGUGUACAGACUAUUUAUAUCCACUGAAUGUGCGACUAACCUCAUUUUAGCAACAUCCAUCCGAAUUAUUUUCUAUCUGACCACCUCAGUGCACACAAGCUGGCCUGUGACAUUUAAAGGGACAUGCUUUUUUUUCUUCAUAAAGCACAAGUGCUCCAAUAAUGAUUGUGCUUUGCCAUAUCAACAGCUAACUGUAAAAAUGAAGCACAAUAGCAAUAAUACUCAUUUGUUAGUUUUACAAAGUCAGCUAAAUAAAAUAAAUAAUUUGGCUUUUGGUCUUGGUAACAUCCAUUCGGUUAGCAUUCAGGGAUUGUUUGUACACAUUUUUUAUAACAAGGUGACAAGUGUCUUUCUGCUUCAUCUGCUGGAAGAGAUUCAAAGCUAAUCUGAAGUCAUGCUCCACUUCUUGUCAAGUGGAUAAUGUUUUUGUAUCAUUGCAGUUUAGGAGUACGAGGGCCACAUUGGAAAAAGGAAAUUAUUUAUUGUGAAAUGUAAGAACAUCAUUGCUUUGUUCUGAUUGUUUUCCUGCUGAAAAAGAUUUUCUUUUAAAAUUCGGUCCCAAAAGUGUUUUCGCUCAAAUUCUUACAAUUUUUUUUUAAAUUUGUAAUUCCUGCUCCUUUUUCUCUCAAAUUUAUUUUUAGUUUUGAUUUUCUGAAAAAUAAUUCCUUUUCUUCUAUGCAAUGUGGCCCUUAUACUGUAUUUGUUUCCCAGCUGAAGUGUUCUGAGUGUGACUUUGUUGGUCCAGAGAAAACUUAAUAAAACAUGCAUGCAAUUUAUCUGCCCCUAAAAAAAUCCAGGGAAAACAUUGUACCGCAAAUUAGUCAUGUUUGUUGUUGCUUUAGCUACCAGCUAAUAGUGUUCAAUUGAAUUGGAUCCUAUUUUUUAUACCACGGCGUGUAUGUGCAGUACGUUUGUUUCUCACUGUUUCAACUAAAAUGAAGAGCAGCCAGGAUUCUCAUCAUUUGAAUAUCCAUAGAUUCCCUUUAGGGACAUUCCAAUGUGUUCUUUGCCGCUUUGUGAGUGACCCACCAAAACUGCAACCAUUCUUUCUUUUCAUCACAUUUUCCCCUCACCUUUUGUCAUUAACUGAUCAUUGGAGCAUUUCCACUUGGAUACCAUGUUCUCGGGUCAUACAAUGAUGAUCCUUGGAAUAAUAUAGACUAAUUUGCAUAUGUAUGACAUCACUAUAAACCAUGCUCACAUCUCAUUGCAGUAAUGAAAAUGCAGUAUAUGUUUAAUCUGAAUUUAGUAGGAUUUUAUACAAAAACCAAUGCACUCAUACUGGAAAAUAUUUUUAGGGUACUUGACAAAUAUUUUUGAGUUUUCGUAUCUCCAUCUCUCGCAGAUUUGUUUUUUCCAUGCCGGCUGGCACAUCCAGGGCAUCAUUUUCAAAGACUCUAUAUAGUUGCUUCCUCAUGAACGUCGUUUCCCCAUCCAAUCACAGAUUCUUACGAGGGAUUAGGAUUACUUUGACAAUAGCUGCAAACAGUCUGUGCCUUACCAUGUGUGCAAAAACAUAUAUAUUACAAUAGAGAUUGUGUGCACAUUUGGGAAUGCAUGUGUGACUCAACUGGUCCUAGCAAGAUUAUGCUGUAGAUCAUACAAGGUAUCAGUGAGGAAUCACAGCUUUAAAAUAGGUUGCAAAAUAAUGUCAUGUACCCAAACUGGGCCCAAAAAAGGGAUUUUUUUUUUUUUUUUGCGUGCAUGUUGAGAGGGAUUUUGUUGAAACGUAUCAAGGAAACCGAGUGUUCCUUUGUUGAACUCAGGAUCCAUUACAAGUACUGUUCAUUUUCUAACUGAUGUCACCUAUAACUCUUAAACAGUACUUAUCCCCCCCGCCCCCUCAAUUCUGGCUAAAUACUGUUUUUGGUUGCAGUUGUAAUACAAAUAAACUGAUGUGACUGUUUUUGUAAGUCUGCUUUUAUGGAGAAGAUGGAGACAAAACGAUGAUGUGAUGUCAAUGUCUAUUGUGGCUUGGUACAAAAUACUGUAAAUGUAUAUGAGGAAAGAAUGUAAAGCUAGUCAUUUAAAUGAUACAAUAAGCUGAUAAGGUGAACAUUGAAUGGAUUUCAAAAAUUAAAAAAAACUUUGAAUGAA
This is a messenger RNA of Syngnathus acus (greater pipefish), 4622 nucleotides long. RefSeq names its product peroxisome proliferator-activated receptor alpha b (gene pparab). Gene Ontology annotation, molecular function: nuclear receptor activity; RNA polymerase II cis-regulatory region sequence-specific DNA binding; zinc ion binding. Bases 1 to 1422 code for a protein of 473 amino acids. Gene Ontology annotation, biological process: negative regulation of transcription by RNA polymerase II; hormone-mediated signaling pathway; cell differentiation. The record is from RefSeq and is a predicted model, not a curated record. Lineage: Eukaryota; Metazoa; Chordata; Actinopteri; Syngnathiformes; Syngnathidae. The transcript has 6 exons. Gene Ontology annotation, cellular component: nucleus.